AUGUAUUCUACAAAGAAAAGUUUAGAUAAGAUUCUACAAAUAUAUAAAAAUGAAAUUCGCCGGCAAAUAAGCAAGACUACCAGCGUUACAAAUUCCGAUGCAUUGGCACCACGACUCGAUCAAUCGGCAAAUAAGUCCCCGCAAAAUGAAGAAACGGGAGUACCUAAGAAGUUGCUGAAGUUGCAGAAAUAUCACAGAUUCCUGUCGACUCUCACGCCCCAGCAAAUGCCACUGGCAGCCCGAGGACUGGCAGUCUCCAAAGACCAGUCCCGGGAGUUCAUGGCUUGCUUUCCAGACAUCGUGAGGGACCUCACAAAGACUGGCAAGCAUAUUGACGUGCCGGAAGCCAGCAAGUGGUUGGCUAAGCUAUUACAAUACAACGUGCCGAAUGGAAAAAAGAAUCGUGGACUAGCGACCGUUCUUGCUUACAAAACAUUGGAGAAGCCAGAAAACUUGACGCCAGAGAAUAUACGUUUGGGAAACAUAAUGGGCUGGUGCACCGAAAUGUUUCAUACACAUCAACUUCUUCUAAAUGACAUCAUGGAGAGUUCGAAUAUGCGCCGUGGUGUGCCAUGCUGGCAUCGACGUCCUGAUGUUGGCUUGAGCGGCAUUAAUGACGCUACUUUUGUGCAAUCCGCCAUGUAUUCAACUUUAAAACGCAAUUUUUCUACUAAAUCUUACUAUAAAAAUGUUUUGGAAAUGUUCAACGAGAUGUUGCUAAAAUGUUCAAUCGGUCAUUAUUUGGAGAAGCAACUGUUAACAACGGAUAAACCAGACCUCUCACAGUUCACAAUGGAGAAAUACGAAGCAAUUACCAAGUAUAAAACAGCAUAUUAUACAUUCCAAAUGCCUGUAGGACUGGCACUUUUAAUGUCUGGAGUCGACGAUCCAGAGACUCACAGACAGGCUAAGACCAUUCUUUUGGCAAUGGGAGAGUUCUUCCAAAUUCAGAAUGACUUCCUUAACUGCUUUGGUGACCCAGCAGUUAUCGACAAAAAUAGCUGCGAUAUUCAAGAUGGUAAAUGCACUUGGCUUGCUGUAGUGGCUCUACAAAGGGCAACACCAGCUCAAAGACAAAUCAUGGAAGAAUAUUAUGGCAGUUCUAAACCAGAAGAUGUUGCAAAAGUCAAAGAUCUCUAUGAAGAUUUACAACUUCCGCAUACAUACUCAGUGUACGAAGAAGCCACAUACGAUCUCCUUAGGACACAAAUUCAGCAAGUGACAAGAGGGCUACCACAUGACUUGUUCUUUAAAAUCUUGGAAAAUAUCUUCAGGCGAAGUAUUUAA
This is a messenger RNA of Parnassius mnemosyne (clouded apollo), 1287 nucleotides long. The record is from the annotation of a GenBank genome assembly. Lineage: Eukaryota; Metazoa; Arthropoda; Insecta; Lepidoptera; Papilionidae.